GUUAGCGGUCACUUCGACCAAUGGCUACGGAGCCGGUCCGCAGGGCAGGCGGAAGUAGUACAGGCAAGGUGGCUCCGCAGUGCCGGCGCUGAGCGGUGCAGCAGAUCCUGGUCGUGGCUCCUGCGCCUUGGUGCCCCAGCCGAGAUGCCGCGCUUCGCCCUGACCGUCAUCCGCCAUGGCGAAACAAGAUUUAAUAAGGAGAAAAUCAUUCAAGGGCAAGGAGUAGACGAGCCCCUUUCAGAGACUGGGUUUAAGCAAGUAGAGGCUGCUGGUCGGUUUCUGAACAACGUGAAGUUUACACACGCUUUCUCCAGUGAUCUCACGAGGACUAAGCAGACCAUAUGUGGCAUUUUGGAGAAAAGUAAAUUUUGCAAAGACAUGGCGGUGAAGUAUGAUCCCAGACUCCGAGAAAGGAAGUAUGGGGUCGUAGAAGGCAAGCCGUUAAGCGAGAUGCGAGCCAUGGCCAGAGCCGCUGGGGAAGACUGUCCGUUGUUCACUCCACCCGGAGGAGAGACACUGGAGCAGGUGAAAGCACGUGCAAAGGAUUUCUUUGAUUGUAUUUGUCAACUCAUCGUGGGUGAGACAGGCCAGAGAGAAGGCGUCUUCCCCGGGGCUCCAGGCAGCUCUCUGGAAAGCUGUUUGGCGGAGGUAUUCCCCGUAAGAAACUGUUUGCAGUUGCAUCCUGAUGGUGGCAUCCCUGGUUUAGCAGCCAGCAUCUUAGUUGUGAGCCAUGGAGCUUACAUGAGAAGCCUCUUUGGUUAUCUUCUGAGUGACCUCAAAUGCUCAUUGCCGGCCACACUAGGAAAAUUCGAACUCUCGUCAGUCACUCCCAAUACUGGGAUUAGUGUCUUUAUCGUAGACUGUGAGGAGGGACGUGAACCAGCAAUUCAGUGUGUUUGUAUGAACUUCCAGGAGCAUCUAAACGGCGUGAGGGAAAAGCACUAAGUUUAAAGCCCUUACACUUUGGAACCUCUGAAGGGAGUGGUGCCUUGGCCUGUUGUACUUGUGUCCUCUGCUCCUGCCGUUGUAGAAGCAGUUAAGAAUUCAUAUGACAGAGCCCCCACUGGGGUCCUGCUGUAUGAGAUGAUAGUGGAAAUCCACCCCAAAUCAACCUGGUUUUUCCCAACACUCGCCAUUUUUCUACGGUAAUGUUGCCACUCUGUUCCAUUAUGUCUCUUAUUAACUUGUGGGGACAUUCAGCGUUGCACUUAGGGGAAUUAAUCUGCACAGUCUUCAUUGACCAUUUUGAUGUCUAGAUGAUGGCACUGGCUGUUGAAGAUAAUUGUGUGCUUUUUCACUAGUUUAUCAAGUGCUGGCAAGGAAGAAUGGUUUGUAUAACCCACUGUGUUUGCAAUGGUUGUGUCAGAGUCCAAAGUCCUUUUAACUGGCACUUCUUACUGUCAUCACUGUAUGUAAUGUAAAAUGGCAAAAUGGCAAAACACUAAAGUGUCUGGCAUAGAAUUCAGCUCUUGGGUUUUUUUUUUUUUUCUUUCUAAAGGCCUCAAAAUAUAGAUGAAGGACUGGAGGGGUGGAUCAGUGGUUAAGAGUACUUCCUGUUCUCCCAGAGAACUCCAGUUCAGAUCUCACUACCCAUCUCGGGCAGCUCACAACUGCCUAUAACUCCAGCACCAGGGAGCCAAUGCCUCCUUCAGGCCUCUGCGGGCACCAGUACACACACAAGUAAAGACGAUAAAAGAACACACCACUUGAUCAAGACUCAUUAGGAAGCCUCUGGGCAUAAGGCAAAAGCAGCUUUCCAGGCAAACCAGCAAAAAAUAAAUUAUCCCUUGCUUCUUUGUAUCUGCCCUGUAUGCGCAGACUUUCCAGUUGAGGGAUGAUCUACAGGAAGUAAACCUAGACUGGCAUCAGAAGAGAUGCUGAAAGAUGGUGUUCAGAUGGAACAGAUGGAGUGGCCUCCUUUCCCCCAGAUGGCGCUAUAGGAAAGGGAGUUUGAUUGCCCCUCAAGAAUCCUUAUCUGAGAAAAUCUUUCACUGCUGAAAAUUGGAGGCUGAAGUCAGUGUAUCAGGGGAGAGGAAUUAGGUACUUGGAAAAUGAAGUUCAUCUGCAAAGGAAAGCACACGAGUCAAGGCUUGGUCCUUGCCCUGUCUGGACACUAUGGAGCUGAUGCUCAAACUUGGAUGCUGGUAACCUAACACUAAGGGUUUACUUGGGACUCCAAACAUGUGCCAUGAAUAAAAACAUACCUAACAUCACGAGUUCAAUGUGACCCUGUUCCAAGAAACUCGAAGAGUAAUUAAGGAGGCUGUCGAAAAGUUGCCUUUGGUGACAAAGAAUUUCAGUUCAGAAUUCAUGUUAGCAUUUGGGGCGAGAAUUGCCACAAGAGAUUUCAGUCAAGCCCAAGGCUGUGGGUUUUGCUUCUGUUCCCAUUCCUGGAGAGGUGUUUUUGUUUUCUUUUUUGUUUUGGCCUCCAGCCGCCAGUGUCAGGCAUGUGGUCCAGAGAGCAUUUCUGACAGCAAGUGUGGUGAGCUGGGUUCAUCUGCAGUUUCACACACAUCUGACCUGAGUCUCUGAUGCUCCCCCAACAGUGAUUUCUCCUCUUAUUACCAGGCUGUAUUUUCCCAUCCCUAAAACUAGAAGUUAAUGUGUUACAUCUUGAACAUGCUAAAGGGAAUAAUAAUAAAAAAAGACAUAAAAAUUUGACAGAGAAAAAUGCAUAAUAGAUAAACUACCACAAAGCAGUAUCAAGGUGUUUUGAUCUGAAAUCAGGUGAGAAGAAACCGAGAACCUUUGCCUUCUCAGUUAUUAGCCAGAAAACGGGGUACCAGUCAUCCUUCUUAGCCCCGACCCACCUCCAUGGGCUUCCAGAGAUAGCACACAUCUGCAUAUUUGCUGAGCUUCUUCCUCACCACCUCCAGUCAGACAUAAUUAUAUAGAUUUGUUACAAAGAUUCUUUUUAGCAGUUUCAGGUUCAUGGAAAAAUCGGGCAAAAAAAUAGGAAGUUCACCUACAACCCUCCCUCCAGUUUAUCACUAAAGUCUUAACGGUAGUGUGUUUAAAAGAAGUCUAUAUCUAAAUGAAGGGUUCUGCAUGCCCAUCUUGAAUGGCCAUCUUGAUGAUUGUGUGGAUCUCGCGGCACAAGUGGGGUGUCCAGUGAAGGCUGCCUUCCCAGGAGGCCAGUGUUUCAACAUCUGCACUGCAAACAAAGUUCAGUAUCCCAGUAUCCGUGCCGUUCUUGGGUGUGCUUAGCAUGACCCUCCUUUUUCUACCGGGACCUGGCAUGAAAUUGAGCGCUAGAGGAAAGUGUAAAAACCUGAGGUGUCAUAUGUUACUUAGUGGGCCCUAUGUUCCAUCCUCAGCAUGGGGGGGCACAAAGGGGAGAGGGACCCUGCCCUUAAAAAGCAAAGAGAACCCAGUGUGAGUGAGUAGGGACCCCGUAGCCAGCUCUUCAGUGCAGCCCAGGCACAGGGCACCGCAUUAAGUUCUGCGGUUCUUUCCACUUCUCCCUGUGUGUAUGAGGCAAGAGUAUUGUUCUGACACCUUUAGAAGGUACAUAAAUACCCUACUGUCUGUAUUCUUCAUUUUACCCAUAUUGUUUGGGACACUAUUUAUUUGGGAAUGUACAGAUCUAUUUAAUUGUAACCACUAUUCCAUUGAAUAAAAUA
This is a messenger RNA of Phodopus roborovskii (desert hamster), 3623 nucleotides long. It is a transcript of the gene Tigar, whose product is annotated as TP53 induced glycolysis regulatory phosphatase. The coding region runs from base 145 to 945 and encodes 266 amino acids. Lineage: Eukaryota; Metazoa; Chordata; Mammalia; Rodentia; Cricetidae. Gene Ontology annotation, biological process: positive regulation of DNA repair; fructose 1,6-bisphosphate metabolic process; negative regulation of programmed cell death. The record is from RefSeq and is a predicted model, not a curated record. The transcript is spliced from 6 exons. Gene Ontology annotation, cellular component: cytosol. Gene Ontology annotation, molecular function: fructose-2,6-bisphosphate 2-phosphatase activity.